Molecule: messenger RNA, 2497 nt
Organism: Corvus hawaiiensis (hawaiian crow)
Lineage: Eukaryota; Metazoa; Chordata; Aves; Passeriformes; Corvidae
Gene: DNAJC30
Product: DnaJ heat shock protein family (Hsp40) member C30
Exons: 1
Coding region: 96-722 (208 amino acids)
Source: RefSeq, a predicted model, not a curated record
CGUUCCUUGUCUGCGCCGCAGCUCCCGCUGCUGCCCGGCGUCGCUGCUCCGCGCCGCGGUGUACGGCAUGGCGCCGGGCGGGCGCUGAGGCCCCGAUGGAGCUGGCGGCACUCGGGCGGCUGCGGCGGCUCCUCCCCGCGGCUCCGCGGCCCGGCUGCGCCCCGCCACCGUCCCGGGCCGCGCAGACGGGCGGUGCUGGAGCUCCGCGGCCGCGCCGCGAUCUCUACGAGGUGCUGGGUGUCCCGUCCACGGCGACGGCGGCGCAGAUCAAGACGGCGUACUACGAGCAGUCGUUCCGGUACCACCCCGACCGCAACGCCGGCAGUGCGGCCGCGGCCGCGCGCUUCGCCGCCGUCAGCGAGGCUUACCGGGUGCUGGGCAGCGCCGCUCUGCGCCGCAAGUACGACCGCGGGCUCCUGAGCGCCGAGGAGCUGCGCGACGCACCCCGGCCCUCGGGCCGCCCUCCCGCCGCUGCCUCGCCGCCGCCCCGCGCCCCCGCUGCCCGCCCGGGGCCCGUCCCGCCACCCUUCGACUUCGACGCCUUCUACCGCGCGCACUACGGGGAGCAGCUGCAGCGGGAGCAGCUGCUGCGGGCGCGGCGGGAGCAGCUGCGCCUCCGGCGGGAGGAGGCCGCGGCACAGGGACGCCUUAGGGCCCUCUCCGAUCUCUCGAUCGGGCUCCUCUUCUUCCUGAGUGUUGCCAUCCUCUACGGCCUCAAGUGACAGCGGGGCCGCGGCGGGGUUGGGCAGCCCCCGGAGCGCCCACCCUGCUCCACAGUGUCACCAGGGAGCUUGGCAGCGGGCUGGGAGCGUGCCCUGCACACGCUGUUGGCAGUACCCUGUAUCUGCUGCUCAGGCUGUGACAUUUCACUCUGCCGGUGUGACCUUCAGGGAUGGUGUAUGACCAGCAGGCUCCAUAGCCAGCUGGCCCCUCUGCCAGCAUGACCUUCAGACACAGAGUGCCCCUGGCUGGCACAGGAUGUGACGUCUGGAUACCCUCUGUGCACUCUGGUCCACAGGCUAGGCUAGGCUGUACUGUGCCACCAGCAUGACCUUGCAGAAGUGGUGCAGGAGCUUUGCGGGUUCUGAUGUGUCCCCUCAGCAAUACCACUUGCAGACACAAUGCCUGACAAGUAAACAUGGUUCCUGGACUCUGGACUGGGAUGUGUCCCCUCUUUUGGCACAGCCCCAGGUGCCUCUUGUGAGCCGCAGCUGAGAUUAAAGGCUGUCAGAGGUGGUGUGUGCUGUGUAUGUUCAGGGCUAUGCUCAUUCAUGCUCAGAUGUGGCUCUAGUUUCUGCUGAUCCAGACCUGCCACCUCUGUGCUGUCACACCUGCUGGUAAUACAUCUCUAGAGAGUUUUUGAUGUCCAAACUGCAUCACCCUGCUCAGGGUGGCGGGUACAGAAGUCUUAGAUUCAGACUUGAAAAAUGAAACCCAAGCCCAUGGUGCCUCAUGUCCUGAUCAGUGUGUGACAUUGCCUGGAGGUGGAGGCAAAACACUUUGGUGUCUGAAGUCCUCUGUCCUGUCUAGGGCCUUCCAGAAACUUUACACAAGUCCCUGCCUCCGAGGCUUUUGGCCAUGAUGCACCUGUGAGCACCGAGUACUAUUUCCUGUGUUUUACAUGUAUCUGAGCAUCAUUUGCACAAGUUUAUUUGCCUGUUUUAAUACUGAAAUGUUUUAAGAACUAAAGAUUGUGUUUCUCAGAAACUUUUCUCUCUCCUUGGGUGACGGUUCACCUGUGCUAUGUCACUGCUACCUGGAGGGAGAGAAGCUUCAUGGCAGUGGCCUGAGAGUGCCAAAGACUGUGCAUCACUGGGUUUGCUGUCAGGGGGGUGAGCAGGAGCCCAGCCCUUGUUACCUCGUGACCCAGACCCUGGGUUGUGUUUUGUCCCAGCACAAGAAUGUUAAAAGUGAAAGCCCUGUGUUUUCCACUGCAGAGUUCUGUGAUCCUGGUGGGAGCCUGAGGCAGUGGCACGGCAGGGACCACUGUUUCUGCUGGUUGUGCAGGAUUGCUCUCUGCUUGCUCUCAAAAGCCUUGUGCCACUUCCAGCUGCACGCUAGAGGCUGCUGCAUGCUUGGAGUAAAUUCAGCCCAUGGGCAGAGAGCUUUCCAGCAUCCUUGCUGGAUGCCAGUCUAUCCCUUUACCUGGGACUACAGCACUGAAAUGUCAUCAUGGGAGAAACAGGAGCCCUGUGUUCGCUGGCUACAGAGGGAAAGUGUCUGUGGCUCUGGCACUUGCUGAUGCAUUUUUCAUGCUUAUCUUCAUUCUGUAAACAAAAUCACUUGAAAGAUCAGAGGUAGCUUUUUUGGCAGAAUUUGGCAGGAAACAUUACUUCCCAGGCUGGAAAACCUAGUGAUGUCUGUGGGAAGCAGUGGGCACUGGGGAGCAUUUCUCUAGCUCCUACCCAAACAGGUGAUUUGGGCAGUUCCUGCUACUGGUUCUUCAUUUUCAGGUCUCCGUGAUGUAUCUUGAAGAUUAAAGACAUCCAGCCAUAAA